AUGUCUGAAAUCGACUACGAUAACCUCAUUUCCAAGCUUUCACUUCCUCGGUGGGACCACACGCCCUCUCAGGUUCUUCAGAAAGCAGAAGACUUGAUACGUAUCCAAGACGAAUGCCUCAACAAAUUCGCUGCUGUUGAGAACCCUACUACAGAAAACGCGUUGGCUCCGUACUUGCAAACAGUGCAAGAAAUAUGGUUUUCCGAGGGCCAAUUGACAUUCUACCUGUCUGUGUCUCCACAGAAGGAUGUGAGAGACGCCUCCAAUGCCGUGCUGAAGAAGCUAGACAAGUACUCGAUUGAGGCUCUGCAGAGGAAAGACGUCUAUAAAGUGUUCAAGAAAUUGGCAGAAGCCAAACACCUGGACCCGGAAACUACUCGUUACUUGGAUAAGAAGGUGUUGGGAUACCAAAGAAAUGGCAUGGAAUUGCCGGAUGACCAGCAGGAAGUUCUAAAGAAUUAUAAGCUUCAGCUCUCUGAGCUUGCGAUUGAAUUUAAACGGGCAUUAAAUGAAAUUGACGAAUAUAUAGCUUUUACCAGAGAAGAAUUGGAGGGUGUUCCCGAUGAUGUUGUGGAUCAGUUCCAAAUCGAUGGCGGAAAGUAUAAGAUGACUUUCAAGUACACUGACUUCUUCCCAGUAAUGAAAUACGCUAAGAACCAAGAUACCAGAAAAAGAGCCUACAUUGGAAAUCAGUCCAAGUGUGCAAACAACGGAACUAUACUCUUGAAUAUGCUCAAGCUCAGGUACAGAGUGGCCAAGCUUUUGAACUACGAUCAUUACUCUGCUUUUGUUUUGGAAGAGAGGAUAGCAAAAACUCUGGACAAUGUUUUGACGUUCCUUCACGAUUUGCGGGCUAAACUAACCCCUUUGGGCAAACAACAACUUCAACACAUGAAAGAGUUGAAAUAUAAAGAUUUAAGGUCCCGGGAACUUUCUCCACAAGACGAUUUUUAUAUUUGGGACCAGAGUUUUUACGAUAACUUGUUGUUGGAAAAAGAAUAUCAAGUUGACCACAAGAAGAUCCAGGAGUACUUCCCGUUAGACUUGACCAUCAAAAGGAUGCUAUCGAUAUACGAAACCAUUUUUGAUAUCAAAUUCCACAAAUUGGCCAACCUCCCUGUUGAAUUUACAUGGCACUCAGAAGUAAAACAGUUUGCAGUUUUUCAGAAUAUUAAACUGGGAAACCCGUCAUUUGUUGGGAUCAUAUACUUUGACUUGCAUCCUCGAGAAGGUAAAUACGGCCAUGCUGCUAACUUCAAUUUGGGACCAGGUUUCGAGAAGGGCGAUGGAACAAGACAAUAUCCUGUCACCGCAUUGGUCUGCAAUUUUACCAAACCUUCAAAAGACAAGCCUGCCUUGUUGAAGCACAGUGAGCUCAAGACUUUCUUUCAUGAAUUGGGCCAUGGAGUCCACAGUAUUCUAUCCAAAACCAAGUACGCCAAGUUUCAUGGCACUAGAGUCCCUAGAGACUUUGUUGAAGCUCCAUCGCAAAUGCUUGAGUAUUGGAUUUGGUCCCAAGACGAGUUAAAAGCCUUGUCUUCCCAUUAUCAAACUGGAGAACCUAUAAGUGAUGAAUUGCUUGGCCAGCUCAUUAAAUCUAAAAGUGUCAAUAGAGCCUUAUUGAACCUUCGUCAGGUGUUUUUGGGUCUAUUUGACAUGAAAUGCCACACUAUCGAUAAUGAGGAAGAUUUGGAAACCUUUGACUUAUUGAGUACGUGGAACGAUAUGAGAGGAGAUAUUUCGUUGAUUCCUGCUGAUGCUAUUAGAACUCCAGGAUAUGCUUCAUUCCGCCAUAUUGCUCUUGGAUAUUCCUCCAGUUAUUAUGGAUAUUUAUAUUCCCAAGUGUUUGCUGCAGAUAUGUUUUAUUCGUUGUUUAAGAAAGAUCCAAUGAACAUCCAAAGUGGCUUGAGGUAUCGAGAUGUCAUUUUGUCCACAGGAAACUCGAGAGAAAUAAUGGAGAGCCUUGAGGAGCUAUUGGGGAGAAAACCCACUAAUACGGCGUUCUUGAAAGAGCUUCUUGGCUAACUUAUUAAUAAAAUACAUGACCGUAUAUAAUACGAUAUACCUACUCACUAGAUUGUGAUUCAAAUGGGGUGAGUUUAGCGGUCCCUUCAGCCCAUGACACGCCAUUAUAGGUGAUCUCCUUGAUGGCCCUAAUCACGUCUUCGAAAGAACCUCUGACUUGCUUGGUAGAAUCUCUUUCUCUUAAGGUGACAGAGUCGUCCUUGAUAGAGUCAAAGUCGAUGGUGAUACCAAAUGGAGUACCCAAUUCAUCGUUUCUGGAGUAUCUCUUACCAAUAGAAGUAGAAGAAUCAUCUACCUUGAAUGGAAUUUGUUCCUUUCUCAAGAAGUUGGUGACUCUCUUCACCAUUGGCUGUAAUUCAGCAUUCGAAGAUAAUGGCACAAGCAAUACUUUGGUAGGAGCAACCAAAGGAGGUAAAGACAACACGGAUCUGUCGGUGUCUUCGGGUCUGGCCCAGAACUGGUGUUCAAAAAUAGAGUAGAUAAUUCUACCAAUACCAAAAGAUGGUUCAAUGACAUUAGGAGUGAAUUCUCUGAUGUGUUCGGUUCUGGUUACUUUACCAAUCUUGACAAAAGUUUCGUCCAAUUCAACCUCUUGCUCGAUUCCAUCCACCUUAAACACAAUCUUAGCAUUGUCCUUCAAUUCCUUAGACAAGUCCUCCAACUCACAUUGAGUUCUAGCCAAUAACCAGUCUUGAACCUUACCGGCGUCCUUUCUGAAUGUAGGACCAAACUUCUUCUUCUCGAUGUCAACUUCGAACUUUUCCACAGUGACGGGGGCAUCCAAGGCCUUUCUCACCACCAACUUCUCGUUGGUUCUAGCAGCAUGAACAGACAAAUCGUACGCCGAUCUGUCAGCACAACCAACACAUUCAAUCCAACCGUAGGAGGUUUGUAAUUCGGCAUCCCAACAGUCAGCGGCGUAAUGAGCCAUUUCGUUGGAUAAAUGUUGUCUGAAUCUAAGUCUGUUUUUAUCGACUCCAAUCUUAAGCAAGAACUUGUAGAUUCUAGCAAGGAAGUAACCCAAGGUUUGGUUGUCGACCAUUCCAGAUUCAACAGCAUCACCAACAGAGACUUCUUUUAACUCAUUGGAACCAGCUUCUUGAACGCUCUUGGGUAAGAAUUUCAACUUGACAUCCUUAAUUUCAUCGAAUCUUGGAUGGUUCUUGUCCUCUGGGUCAACAUAAUGUUCAAUUUCGGCCAUCAAGAAUUCACGAACUCUCAACAAACCAGCUCUAGGAGAAAUCUCGUUUCUGAAAGACUUACCAAUAGAGGCAGAAGCAAAAGGCAUCUUCUCAUUGUUGAAGUCCAACAACUUGGAAAAGUUCAAGAAUUGGCCCUGGGCAGUUUCUGGUCUCAAGUAUCCUUUCAAUUGACCAGAAGGACCAAUGGCAGUUUCAAACAUCAAGUUAAACUCGACUGGUUGCUCCAAAGGUCCCCCAGUGGCAGGGUUGGUGAUGUUGUACUUGGUGAUCAAUUCACCCAACUGAGGUCCUGAAAACCCAUCGAUUUGGUUCAAAAUCGUCUCAUAUUCCUUGACAACUUCAUCAUCCAACUUGACAUUCUUGAUUUCCUUGACCUUCUUCUUUCUCUUUUUCUUAUCUUCAUCCUCUUCCACCUCGCUAACAUCUUGGCCCCUGGCAGCCUUGUCACCCUUCAAUCUGGCUUCAAGGACUUCUUCCACCAAGUGGUCAGCUCUAAAAAUUUCUCCAGUUUUCAAGUCUCUGCACAUCCAAUCAGCAAACUUGUCGACAUGACCAGAAGUCUUCAACACCUCGUGAGGAGUCAACAUUGAACAGUCAACUUCUAACAUAUCUUCUUCCAAAAUAAAAUGCUUUCUCCAGGUAUCAACCACAUUGGCUUGUAAAGCGCAUCCUGGUGGACCAUAGUCGUACAAUCCGGAAACACCUCCGUAGAUUUCGAAGGAGGGGGCAAAGAAAAAUCUUCUCUUCAAGACUUGUUCCAAGGCAUCCCUGGAAAAGGGGAUGGGAGUUUGAGCGGUGGACAUCGUGGCUUUGAAUGUUCGAAUAAGUCCUUUAGAAACCUGGCGUAGUUGACUAAUCUUGAACGUCGU
This is a messenger RNA of Yamadazyma tenuis ATCC 10573, 4096 nucleotides long. It is a transcript of the gene PRD1, whose product is annotated as metalloendopeptidase. The record is from RefSeq and is a predicted model, not a curated record. Gene Ontology annotation, biological process: peptide metabolic process; proteolysis. NCBI's taxonomy places the organism in Eukaryota, Fungi, Ascomycota, Pichiomycetes, Serinales, Debaryomycetaceae. Gene Ontology annotation, cellular component: mitochondrial intermembrane space. Gene Ontology annotation, molecular function: metalloendopeptidase activity.